AUAAAGUACCCACAUCAAUUGGAAAUACUGAGUAUCCACAGAAUAUCAAGAUUCCAGCCAAUUUUACUAUUCCGGCCGGAAAUGAUUUUAAAUUUCAUUUGUCCCUUGCCGGAUUUGUCUGGUACAUGUGUGAUACUAGUAGUGAUGAUAAGUGGAUUACGGAUGGCCAAUAUCAUGUUCUAUCAGCUAUUCCAGAACAUGAUACUUCAUCAAUGAUCACAACUGUUAUUAACGACGCACCAUCACCUGAUCCAACUAAAAAUUAUCCAUCCGAGCUCAUUUCUGUUAUAAGUACUGCAGGAGUUGGAGCAUUUUCAAAUAUUACCUAUUACAUUCUUACAGCUACUGAUGGCGGAGUACCAUCACCGAAGUCAGACUGUGGGACCAAAUAUCCAAAUGGUUAUCUCUUUUCCGAACCAAUUUGUGCAACUAUCUUAUACUAUGGGAGAAACUAA
Cetraspora pellucida is the source of this 455-nucleotide messenger RNA. The record is from the annotation of a GenBank genome assembly. NCBI's taxonomy places the organism in Eukaryota, Fungi, Glomeromycota, Glomeromycetes, Diversisporales, Gigasporaceae.